This is a messenger RNA of Styela clava, 3818 nucleotides long. RefSeq lists its product as uncharacterized. The record is from RefSeq and is a predicted model, not a curated record. Gene Ontology annotation, biological process: DNA damage response. Lineage: Eukaryota; Metazoa; Chordata; Ascidiacea; Stolidobranchia; Styelidae.
UUCAAUCAGAUUAGCCUUUAGUAAUUAGGUAAUGCAGUCAUCAUGAACCUAAGCAGUUUUUGGAACUGUUUCUUCUUGCUCAGCAUAUUCAUUCAUCGAGCAUUCUUAAGUUCAGAUUAUUGUACCGACCAUGGAUACACUCCGGAAUAUGGAACCAGGAGUCCUCCUGCACAACAAGGACUUGCUUUCUUUUCUGGAUCAAUGAUUAGAUAUAAAUGUGAUGAAUAUUUCACAUUAACACCUGAUGUUCCUACACAAACUUGUAUGAAAGGACAGAAUGGUCAAAGGUUUUGGAUGCCUGAAAACCCACCAAGUUGUGUUGAAAUGACAAAAUGUCCAACGCCGAAGAUGGAACAUGCAUUUAUUUACAAAGAUGUAUUUCAUGAAGGAGACCAUUUGUAUCCAUAUUUCUCAUGUGAAAUGGGUUAUACUACUUUUAAAGAAAAUAACUCGGUUUGUUUGAGCAGCGGAAAAUGGACUACCUUGCCUGUUUGUGUUGGUAAAAACUGUACAAAUCCUCCGGAUAUUGAACAUGGGUCUUUCAGAUUUUAUUCUUAUUUGUUGAAUCCAAAUUUUGCCGAAGAAAUAUUUUCAAGUACAAACUCAUGGCCACCUGGGACUACAAUAUUCUAUACUUGUGACCAAGGAUAUGUUUUAGAAGUAGAUGGGUCUGUAACAGUACAAGAUCGAGUUUGUACAAAUGGUGAAUGGAGUGGAUCAGACCCACAGUGUGUUCGUGAAGGAUGUGAUCCACCUGCAGUUGGAAAUUACAUUCCUAAACAAAGUCAUUAUGAGGUUCACAACACAUUAACAUAUAUUUGUGAUGGCAAUGACCUUACCAGAACAUGUCAGCCAGAUCACACUUGGAGUGGAACACCUUGUCCUGAAGACUUAACUACGAAACAGAUGCCGCAUACAUCUCAUAAUGAUAAUAUAUAUUGCUCCACACCAUUACCUGUCAGCCAUGGAACUUUUAAAUGCUGCUCUGAUCCACAGCUGACAGAAACUCAUGCUACUCCAGAUCCAAAGUACUGUUGUCCUGUUCAUGGAUUAGUUGAAUUUGUUUGUGAUCCCGGGUUUCAAGUGAAAGGUGAAGCUACGCAAUGGAUUUGUGGAACUAACGGACAAUGGGUAUCCAUCGAUUCUCCUCAACUUGGAUCACCUUCACCUCCCACAUGUUACAGUAACAUGACUCGUCCUGAACCAAGUCCAUUGCCAGAUGAUAUGUUGAAACCGGUGAUAGGUACAGCUGCUGGUGUAUUGGUUAUAUUGUCUGCUGUAAUUCUUAUUGCUUUCUGUCGACCUAAAAUAAAGGAUAUGAAAAGAAGAUGGAGGGAACUUAGAGAAGAUGAAGAUGAACUAAUCAUAGAUGGUCGUCGAAUCAUAUUACCAAGUUACGAGGAGGCUGUAACCUCCCAUGAUUCUUAUAUGCAAAUAUCUGAACACGAACAAAGCACAUCCAGUGCAUACUACCAGCCUGAUAUUCCAGGUCCAUCUUACCCCCGUGAUACAAGGACAGACUCGGUUGAUGAUACUUCUUUGAUAUUACAUCCCCAUCCUAAUACAUCUAGGAGUCAUGCUCGAGACUCUUCCAGUUCAGAUGAGGAAUUGUUGGUUCCUGCAUCCACUGAGACUCUUUGUGAGAAUUUAGAAGAAUCUCGAGAACAAGUUUCAGAUUUGAAUAAUAGAUUAUCGCAAUCUCUAGUGAUAACUGCUGGAACCUCAGCUGAUUCUUUUGUGUUGAUCAACCAAACACCACAUAAUCCAUUAUCUGAAAAUUGUGACCUAAUCACAAACUUUGAUAAUACACACGGAGUGACUUCACGUAAAGAUUACCAAACUAGAGACCCAUUAUUGAAUUCUGUGCCUGGAGAAAACUUAUUCACAAAUUCCGCACGGUGCAAACAGAAUUCUGACUCGGAAAAUGAAGCGAAUUUUGAUUCUAUUCACCCUCAAACAAUCAUGAUUAAACAAAAUCGAAACCAAACCAGGUCAAAUUUUAAUGAUGGACAACACCACCUCCUUUCAUAUCCUCUGGUAAUAAAAGAUGAAAAUCAUGAUAUUCACAACCAAGGAGAAAGUAUUUCUAUCACCAUUGAUGCACAAAAUCUAUGUAACCAUGGUCCUGAUAAUCCAUCAACCCAAACUGUUACGGAAGAAUCUAAAUCUACUGAAACAAAGGACGAAGAGUCGUCAUCAACAUUACCAAAUUCCAAUCAUAUUGUUAUGUCAUCACAAAAUCUUGACAAACAACGCCUUGAUAUUUCUGAUGAAACUGGAUCAACUGCUGUUUAAGGAAGUGGAAAGAUUGCCUUAUAGAAGUAUAUUGUGCUAACCAACCACUAGUUAUAUUUUGUGUAAAAAACACUAGCUUCGAUUUUGCUUUUUUGUAUUCCUAGCAAUUUAAUACAUUUGGUUAUGUUAGGUAAUUUCAAGAAAUUAGUAUAUCAAUGUAUAUUUAGGUUAUUGUUACAUUGCUUAUUUGAAUAUGACUAAGAUAAUCCUUAUAGUACUGAACUACUAAUACUGAAAGGAUUUAUUCUUAUUUAGCUAAAUUGCCUUUCAAGCACUUUUUUUUUUGGUUUCUGUCCCACAACAAAACUUUAGCAUUUUUUGUUAUGAUAUAAGUGCUCAAAUCUGCUGUAGAUUGUUUUAUUUUAUGUCUCAAAUAGAUCGUGAUGUAUUCCAUUGUUACAUCAAAAUAGUAGCAUUGAUUUAUAAUUCUUUUUACAUACCUAUAUUUUAUCUCCCAAAUCCUGAAUGUGUAAAUUUCAUGAGAUAUGUUUGGAAAUGGUUUUUGAUUGUAUGGUAAUGCGUGAUCAAUUUAUAGUACUGUUAUAGGUCUUAUUAAAACUUCCAGCACAAUAAAUAUAGACCUUAGGUUGCUUUAAACAUAUUGUAACUAAAAUACAAGCCAGCCUGGAAUCUUGAUAUCAAUAUUCAGAAAUUGUAUUUAGAAUGAAAUUAGAACUAUUUAAGAUUUUGUGUAAUCAAAUUUACUGUUGUUCUCUGUCGUUGAGUAAGGAACCUUCCUUUCAGCUAACUUUUUCUCCUGUAGGGUUCAAAAAAUAAGGUUUGUUUUUUCUUAAUUGAAUUCUUUGUGUAUGACAAAUGAUUUGUUUUCGUAAUUCAUACCUUGUUCAUAAAAGAACUUAUGUUUUUGCCUUUGCUUGACCAUUACUUCCUCAUGAUGGCUACUUUCUAUGAACUUGAACUUCGAUUGAUAUUGAUUUUGUGAGAUUAUCAUUUGCAGUAAUAUUGUCCUGUUUCAUGUUUGUUGCUGUGUUGUACUUAAUUAUCAUGUUCCCAUAUUUCCUUUAUUUUAAUUUUUUGAUGGUGUUAAAUCCUGACUGUCUUCUUUGCAUGCAGCUUAAAAAUUGCCUCUUCACAAAAUGCCCGAACGCGCCUCGAAGCCUAGUUGGUAAUAUUAGUAGCUGUGCUGAAAUUUAUAUGGUGUUUUUCUGGCUAGCCCAUUCGAUUUUAAAAGAAUGCUGCGUAUAAACGUCUGAAUAGCAUCAAUAUGACGUUUGAUCAGCAAUUUCCCCUAAGCAUUUUUUUAACAAUGAAUAUCUCUUCUUGCUACUGUUCAUCUCCCUUUACUCUUGUUGAGUUUUAUGUUCCGUAUAUAUAUACCGGUCUCCACGCAUUAUUUGUUGCUGUAUUAUUUUUAUUCACUGUGAUGUGUUGAUUUUGUUUUGUAGUGGAUUGACCAAUUUGUUAUUCUAAUUUGAUUUUAUAUCUGUAUUUUACUGUCGUAUCGCAUGCACGAUUUAUUUACUAAUGCUCUGUCGAAUAAAAUUUGUCAGAAUGCAAAGCUA